This is a messenger RNA of Fragaria vesca subsp. vesca, 1046 nucleotides long. RefSeq lists its product as uncharacterized. The record is from RefSeq and is a predicted model, not a curated record. Lineage: Eukaryota; Viridiplantae; Streptophyta; Magnoliopsida; Rosales; Rosaceae. The transcript has a single exon. Bases 175 to 648 code for a protein of 157 amino acids.
CUAAUUGCAUCCAACCUACUCACCCUCUGUAACUGUCUUCCAACACAUCCUCCUCCUCCAUUAAUAUCCUUUUCCUUCCCACUAUCAUAUAUAUCCACUUCAAACUUCUAUAUAUACCCCUUCUCACAAAUACUACCUUUCUCUUCUAUCUCAUCACACACCCACAAACCAAACAUGAUCCCAACUACAAGUCUUCUCUUGCUUACUUUGAUCCUCGCUGCUUCACUUGCUGGCUUCUCAGCUCGACCCGACUCCUCCACCGGAGCCUUCUCAGCUGAGCUCAAGCACUCGAGCAACAAGAACAAAGGUGGUGGUGCUGGUGGGGGAAACAAUGGUGGAUACAAUGGAGGUGGCAACAAUGGUGGCAUGGGAGGGUUCUUUGGGCCCGGGUUUGACAUACCCGGGUUUGGAAAGGGCUUUGGAGGUGGGUACGGCGGCGGGUACGGCGGUCCGAGUGGAGGCUCCUCCAAAGGUGGUAUAGUCAGGACCACUCAGGUGUGCAAAGAAAAGGGUCCUUGCUUCAACAAGAAGCUGACGUGUCCUGCUAAGUGCUUCACCUCCUACAGCCACUCGGGGAAGGGCUACGGCGGCGGUGGCGGAGGCGGUGGUUGCACCAUCGACUGCAAGAAGUGUACUGCUUACUGCUAGAGGAGUAUUGGCUGGUCUGUCCCUCUGUCGUUAUGGUGCAAGCUAGUAGUAUAUAGAAUCCACGAGUUUGUAGUAGUUCCUUUGAGACUAUUCUAUGUUUUUACCGAGUCACUUCCUCUCUAAUCUAUUUAGUUAAAAUAAAGAAUUACUUGGGUAAUGGAGUGGCUUUAGGGUUUUCUUUGUGUUCUAUAUAUACAGCUUUAGGGUUUGGCUGGGUGUGUUAUGGUUGUGUUGAGAACCCAUAUCUAUUGAUGUGUGCUUUACUUCAUUUGAGGCAAGUCUUCUAUAGUUGGGCAAAUGCCAUACCAAGCUGCUAAUUUGGCCCUUCCCAUCCAAAUUGUUGUAUGAUAUAGCCAACAUGUUUCGUGACUUGAGGAAAGCAAUUUCAUACACAGAAG